AUGGAGUUAGACAAUGAUUCUCCACUGUCACAAAUAGAUGAAGGCUUGGGCAUCUACAAGGCACUGUGGUCUUUCGAGGCUCAGUCGGAAGGAGAGAUGUCUUUCAUGGAAAAGGAUUUGUUCAGAGUUAGACAGCAGGUGGGGGAUUGGUGGAAAGCAGAGAAGCUCAUUGAUGGAGCGGUCGUGGCCAGUGGCUACGUGCCAUACAACUACCUUGUCCAAGGAGACACCUCAGAUAUUCAGCCGUGGUAUUUUGGGAAACUAAGUCGGCAAGAGACCCAGGCCCUGUUACUCAGAGCUGAGAACCCUGAUGGGGCAUUCUUGGUGCGGCGCAGCGAGAAGGAAGAAGUGGGAUAUGUCUUAUCAGUGAAGUUUGAUGGUAAGGCAAAGCAUUUCAAGAUUUACCAAGAGGGGAAGUUCUAUGUGGAGACCAAAAAGAAAUUCCCGACAAUGGAGGCCUUGGUGACGUAUUACAAAAGCCAUGAGAUGCCCACACUCUGCAAGCUUACGAAGCCCUGCACACGGAGGAAGCCAGAGCAAAAGACUCUGUCCAAAAGCACAGCAGACGAGUGGGAAGUUCCUAAGAGUGAGUUUGAAAUCAGGCAGCGGCUGGGAACAGGCAACUUCGCUGAGGUAUUCAUUGGGAAGUGGAAGGGCAGGACCAAUGUGGCCAUCAAGGUGCUUAAAAAAGAUGUGUAUGAAGAUAUGCUGGACCACCAUGAGUUCCAGCAAGAGAUCCAGAUGUUGAAGAAGCUGAGGCACCGUCACCUCAUCUCUCUCUUCGCCAUCUGCACAGACUCCUUGCCAUACUACAUCAUCACCGAACUCAUGGACAAGGGAAACCUGCUCUCUGUUUUGAGAGGUCCAGAGGGGAAGACUAUGGAUAUGGACUGCCUUACAGAUAUAGCCUACCAGGUAGCUGACGGCAUGGCCUAUCUGGAGUCUGAAAGCAUCGUCCACCGGGACCUGGCGGCCCGCAAUGUGCUGGUGGGAGACGACAACCUCUGCAAAGUGGCAGACUUUGGCCUGGCUCGAGUCCUCAAGGACCCGUUUUAUAUUUCGGACGACAAGACGAAGCCAUUCAAGUGGUGUGCUCCCGAGGCCCUCAGCCACGGCAUGUUCUCUAGCAAGUCAGAUGUCUGGUCAUUUGGCAUUCUUCUCUAUGAAAUCUUCACCUAUGGAGGAACACCAUACCCAAGUGUUGGAAAUAGUGAGCUAUUUGAUUAUAUCAGCAAUGGGUAUCGUAUGCCAAAGCCACCUAAAUGUCCUGGAAACAUUUACAACAUCAUGAAGAAGUGUUGGAGUGACUCACCAGAGGACCGACCCAACUUUGAGGAGCUCAAAACCCUUUUGCAAACUGAGGAUGAGUGAGGAGCAAAGAGCUGUGUUUACAUCUUAUUC
Engraulis encrasicolus (European anchovy) is the source of this 1401-nucleotide messenger RNA. RefSeq names its product protein-tyrosine kinase 6-like. Gene Ontology annotation, biological process: protein phosphorylation. The record is from RefSeq and is a predicted model, not a curated record. The transcript is spliced from 8 exons. Gene Ontology annotation, molecular function: protein binding; protein tyrosine kinase activity; ATP binding. NCBI's taxonomy places the organism in Eukaryota, Metazoa, Chordata, Actinopteri, Clupeiformes, Engraulidae. Bases 1 to 1371 code for a protein of 456 amino acids.